UAUUCGCUUUCACCACGUUUUCAACAAUUCAUUCUGACUCAAUCUUAAUGAAACGAUAUGAAAGCAAAGGAAAAGUCAGUUUUAUUUAAACAAAAUUUUAAUAUUCCCUGAUGAAAAAUUAUGUUAAUUGUCACAUUAUUAUUCUAUUUAUGUGUAACAGUAAACGAUUGGAUUAAUUUCGAAGAAAUACAAUAAGAAUAAGUUGGUUGGAAAAAUUUUUUAAACAAAAUGAAUUUUUAUUUAUAUUUAUUUUGUUGUUUUUUGUGUUAUUUGUGUGUUAAUGUUCAUGCUGUUGAGAAAAUAAGUGAGAAAAAUGAAAGUGUAUUUAUUCCGACGCGAGAAUGGCAAAUUGUAGAAAAAGGACAACCGAUUCCAAAAGGACUUCACAUACGACAUAAUUUUGAGACUGGAAAAACGGAGGCAAAAUUAAUGGACCCGGAUGAUAAUUCAAAGGAAUCCACAGAAAAAACGAAUAAUCGAGCAAAAUCGUUAAUUAUUCAUGCAGAUCAGUUGCAGAAGGAAGAGAACGAAAAAUUGACGAAAGAAUCGGCUAAACCAUUUUCGGAAAUUCCACUUGAAGAAUUAAAAUUGAAACUGAAGAAUAUUAAGUCGGAUGAAAUGAAACCUUUACAGGAUAAAAUAGAAAACAUCGAGAAGAAGUUCAAGAGUUACCAAGAAUUGAAAAAAGAGUUCGAGGCUCUGAAUAUGAAUAUUUCGACAGAAACAGAUUUAAUGAAAGAUUAUUUUAAUCGUUUUUUAGCGAAUAAAGAUAUUCUUCUUCUAAAGACUCUCGAUAAGAAGAAGAUUAAGAAAAUCGUUGAUAUUUUGGAUGAUUUAGAGUACUUAAUUCACCAAAUUGAUAAUGCUCAAGUCUUCAUUGACAUGGGAGGCCUCACGAAAAUUAUAAGUCCCUGUCUGAAUUCAACAAGUGACGAAAUAAAAUCCGAAGCACUGAGACUUUUGGGAGCAACUGCGCAAUCAAAUCCAAAGGUGCAGGCAAAAGUAUUGGAAACUGAUUUUAUACAAAAGCUUUUACAUCUACUAUUGACGACUGACAGUAACGAAGUAAAAUCCAAAUGUCUCUUUGCUCUGAGUUCGAUAAUUCGUCAAUUUCCAAUAGCGCAGAAAGUAUUUUUCGAUCAUGGUGGACUCGAAGUAUUUGCAAAGUUACUUGACGGCAAUCAACUUCAACCGCAAAUUAGAGUAAUGAAUCUAGUCAAUGAUUUGCUCAUCGAGAGAAGGAAUAUUAUCGAAUUUACCGACGAGGAAGUACGUCGACAGAGAUUGAAAGCAUAUACAAGCACAAAUUUUGAGAAGAAACUUUUAAUGCAUAAUUAUUGUUUCGAACUGCUCAAGUUUGCCACUAAAGUCUUUCGUAAUAUAAUUACCGUUGACUUUAUCGAUCAAGCCGAUGAACUCGUUCAGACGGUUGUUGAAAGUCUGAUAACACUGAAUCCUGUGUGUGAAAUUGAAUUUAUGAAAGAGAGGAAAACAGUACUUUCUUUGAUAAAUAGAGUAUUGGAUAUGUACAAAAAACGAAGCUUAAUGCUCGAGGGGAAAGAUGAAACGGAUAGUGAACUUAUUUUAAUUUUGGAAAAACUAAACCUUCUCUUGCAAUAUUCCCACGAUGAAUUAUGAUAUAAGGAUUGCUUAACGAAAAUGGCUUGAAUAUCUUUUACCAGUACAAAGCUUGUGAUUCGCAAUUUGCUGUGGCGAGCAUUUUUCAACUUCAAGAGAAAAAUAAAAAAAAGAAAAUAAAAUAGAAAGAGGGGAAGACAGAAAACAAAAAAAGAAAGAAGGACAGAAAAAAAGAAGGAAAGAAAGAAAAAAAGAAAAGUAAUUUGUAAAAAUUUAUUUAUAUGUAUAUUUAUGUAAACAGCAUAGUUUUAUUAGCUAUUUUAUAUAUUACUGUUGAAUAAACUGACUGAUUAAAGCUAA
Molecule: messenger RNA, 1938 nt
Organism: Leptopilina heterotoma
Lineage: Eukaryota; Metazoa; Arthropoda; Insecta; Hymenoptera; Figitidae
Gene: Sil1
Product: nucleotide exchange factor SIL1
Exons: 4
Coding region: 229-1638 (469 amino acids)
Molecular function (GO): protein binding
Source: RefSeq, a predicted model, not a curated record